AUGGCUCCUGUUUACGCCGACCAUCCGUUCGCUCUGUUGACGACACCAAUCUCGAAACUUCCCAAAGACGUCAAGGUAUGUUUACUCAGGCCCGAUGUUUUCCAUCAGAUGGCUUCCGAAAUGGCCAUUGUACACAAUUACCUUCUUCGUGGUCUGAACGCCAUCUACCUACAAGCGCCUCACAUCAAGCCCCAGGAUGAAUUCAGCUUCGCAAACCAUGCGUUCCAGUGGUACCGUUUUCUAGAUGCCCAUCACAGAGGCGAGGAACGUCUGUUCUUCCCUUCAGUAGACAAGCUUACGGGUACCACUGGGUACAUGGACAUCAAUAUCGAGCAGCAUAAAGCUUUCCAUGACGGACUUGAGGCUUUCGCAGAAUACAUCAAGGCAAUUAUUGCCCGAAAAGAGGCGUACGACGGCAAAAAGGUCGUUUCGCUAAUAGACGCAUUUGGCAAAGAGCUGGCCCUUCACCUCGAAGAGGAGAUUCCCACAAUUCUUGGCCUUGAAAAGUUUGGUCUUGAGAAAAUUGGCCCUGUUGAGAAGGUUCUCAGGCAAGAAGGUCAAGAAGUCAUGGGGGAGCUUGGCUUUUUCGAUGGCCUUCCGUGGGCCUUGACCACCAUAGAUACCGAAUACGAGGGAGGCAUAUGGGCGAAUAUCCCUCCGGACCCGGUUGGUAAGCUCAUCGUCAACGUUGUUCGAUAUGUCACCUGGUGGGCCCACCGCGACUGGUGGAAGUUUGGGGCCUGUGAUGGCAACGGAAAGAUGCAGCCGUUAUAUGCCCUGAGAGGCGACGACAAGAAGUAA
This is a messenger RNA of Colletotrichum truncatum, 801 nucleotides long. Its product is annotated as hemerythrin hhe cation binding domain-containing protein. The record is from RefSeq and is a predicted model, not a curated record. Lineage: Eukaryota; Fungi; Ascomycota; Sordariomycetes; Glomerellales; Glomerellaceae.